GCUGCCGUCGAGUAUAAGCUGGCUGUGACGAGCCCACACCACGGUCCGCCGCUGAGUCUGGCUCACACGGGCAGCAUAAGGUGCAGCGUGUGAAGACAGGAGCGCGCCUACCUCAGCUGGGGGCUCUGAACAUCCGGCAGCGUCUCGAUUUAUUGUCGUUUCUAUUGCAUUGAGCACACACGCGCGCAUAUAUAUUAAAAACAAACAACAGCGCCAUUAUGUUGUGGACGGCGAGUCAAGUCUUGAGGAAAUUCUCCACUUCAUCCCAUCAUUACCAGAACAAGUUAAAGCUAGCAAUUAUUGGCCAGAGCCUGUUUGGUCAGGAGGUCUACAGCAACCUGAGGAAGCAGGGGCACAAGGUGGUGGGUGUGUUCACGGUCCCUGACAAGGAUGGCAAGGCUGACCCCCUGGCGGUGGCAGCAGAAAAAGAGGGGACACCUGUGUUCAAAUUCCCACGGUGGCGGGUUAAGGGGAAACCCAUCCCAGAAGUGGUGGAUGCCUACAAGGCGGUGGGUGCUGAGCUCAAUGUCAUGCCCUUCUGCUCACAGUUCAUCCCCAUGAACGUCAUCGACCACCCAAAGCAUGGCUCCAUCAUCUACCACCCCUCCAUCCUGCCCCUGCACAGAGGAGCCUCAGCAAUCAAUUGGACUCUGAUCCAUGGAGAUAAGAAAGCCGGCUUCACAGUGUUCUGGGCUGAUGAUGGACUGGAUACCGGACCCAUCCUGCUGCAGCGCGAGUGUGAUGUCGAGCCCAAUGACACCGUGGACACACUGUACAACCGCUUCCUCUUCCCCGGGGGCAUCAAGGCUAUGGUGGAGUCUGUGCAGCUCAUUGCUGAUGGAAAAGCCCCUCGGACUCCUCAGCCAGAGGAAGGAGCGAGCUAUGAAGGCAUUCAGAAGAAAUCCAACGCCAAGGUGAAUCUGGCACAGCCAGCCGAGGCGAUCCACAACUGGAUCCGUGGCCACGACAAAGUCCCCGGUGCUUGGACGGUCAUUGAUGGCCAGUCUGUGACCCUUUAUGGCUCCUCCAUGUUGGGGGGGUCUGUACCCGAGGGCCAGCCGCUGGACAUCGAGGGGGCUUCUCAGGCUGCUCGUGUCACCAAAAACGGGCUCGUCCUGUAUGGAACUGACGGCAAAGCACUCCUAGUGAAGAACCUGCAGUUUGAAGAUGGGAAAAUGAUUCCUGCUUCCAAAUAUUUCUCUUCUGGAGAAAGCGCCAGUGUGGAGCUGACCGAUGACGAGAAGACAAUGGCAGAGGAGAUCAGGAACAUCUGGAAGGGCAUCCUCAGCAACGUGCCAGCCAUUGAGGACACCACAGACUUCUUCAAGUCCGGCGCCGCCUCCAUGGAUGUGGUCAGACUGGUUGAGGAGGUGAAGCAGAAGUGUGCUGGCGUGCAGCUACAGAACGAGGAUGUGUACAUGGCCACCACAUUCCAGGACUUCAUCCAGAUGUUUGUCCGCAAGCUGCGAGGAGAGGACCAGGAGGAGGAGCUCGUCGUUGAUUAUGCAACCAAAGACGUAAACAACAUGACAGUGAAAAUGCCAUAUCAGUGUUUCAUCAACGGCAAGUUUGAGGAUUCAGAAAAUGGAAAGACCUAUGAUAGCAUCAGCCCCACUGAUGGAUCCGUGAUCUGUAAGGUGUCUUAUGCCUCAGUGGGUGAUGUGGACAGAGCUGUGGCUGCUGCCAAAGAAGCUUACGAAAAUGGGCCCUGGGGCAAGAUGAACCCCAGAGACAGAGGAAGUCUUCUUUACAGGCUUGCUGACCUGAUGGAGGAACAUCAGGAGGAGCUGGCCACCAUCGAGUCCAUCGACUCAGGAGCCGUGUACACGCUGGCCCUCAAGACACAUGUCGGCAUGUCCAUCCAAACCUUCCGUUACUUUGCUGGCUGGUGUGACAAGAUCCAGGGUAAGACGAUUCCCAUCAACCAAGCCCGGCCCAACCGCAACCUGACCUUCACUAAGAAAGAGCCUCUGGGUGUGUGUGCCAUAGUCAUCCCGUGGAACUACCCUCUCAUGAUGCUGGCGUGGAAGAGUGCAGCUUGCCUGGCAGCUGGAAACACGCUGGUUCUCAAACCUGCACAGGUCACUCCACUGACCGCACUAAAGUUUGCUGAGCUUUCAGUGAAGGCAGGCAUCCCAAAAGGAGUCAUCAAUAUUUUACCAGGCUCUGGUGGUGUGGUGGGACAGCGUCUGUCCGAGCACCCAGACAUCCGCAAGCUGGGCUUCACCGGCUCUACGCCUAUCGGCAAACAGAUCAUGAAGAGCUGUGCAGUCAGUAAUCUGAAGAAAGUUUCUCUGGAGCUCGGGGGGAAGUCCCCCCUCCUCAUCUUCAGUGACUGCGACAUGGAUAAGGCUGUUCGCAUGGGCAUGAGCUCGGUGUUUUUCAACAAGGGCGAGAACUGCAUCGCUGCCGGCCGUCUCUUUGUGGAGGAGUCCAUACACGACGAGUUCAUUGACCGAGUGGUGGAGGAGAUCAAGAAGAUGAAGAUCGGAGACCCCCUGGAUCGCUCCACAGACCACGGCCCACAGAACCACAAAGCCCACUUGGACAAGCUGCUGGAGUACUGUGAGAUCGGGGUGAAGGAGGGAGCCACACUGGUGUACGGAGGCACACGGGUCGACAGGCCAGGUUUCUUCAUGGAGCCCACCGUGUUCACUGAUGUGGAGGACCACAUGUUCCUCGCCAAAGAAGAGUCCUUUGGUCCCGUCAUGGUGGUGUCCAAAUUUAAGGACGGAGAUGUGGACGGCGUGCUGCAGAGAGCCAAUGACACGGAGUACGGUCUGGCUUCAGGCGUGUUCACGCGCGACAUUAACAAGGCCAUGUAUGUGAGCGAGCGGCUGGAGGCUGGAACCGUGUUUGUGAACACCUACAACAAGACUGAUGUUGCCACACCUUUUGGGGGUUUCAAGCAGUCAGGCUUUGGCAAAGACCUCGGUGAGGAUGCUCUCAUGGAAUAUCUCAAGACCAAAGCAGUGACAGUGGAAUACUGAGGCUCACAAUCUCCCAAUGAACUCUGAACAAGAACAGGAACUCUGUGUGUGUGUGUGUGUGUGUGUGUGUGUGUGUGUGUGUGUGUGUGUGUGUGUGUGUGUGCGUGUGUGUGUGUGCGUGUGUGUGUGUGCGUGUGCGCGCGUGCGCGUGUGUGUGCGCAAAUGGUUCAGAGCAUGUGUACUGUAUGAGUGAUGGGGGAAAGCUUGGUUGACCUUGAGGUGGACAACAUGCCUUCUUUGUUUUGCGGUCAUGUUUCCACAGCUGGUCCCUGAGGAGCCGAGCUGCUCCUGGCUGUACUUUUAAAGAUGUAAAAAUAAUUAGCACAGCAAAAAAUCUAAACACUAUCAGUUAUCUUCACUGAUUCGUCCAUAGUCAUGCUGCCUUCUUCAUCCCUUUAAGACCUUUUUACAAUGUUUUUUACCUUUCUCUGGUUUUUCAUUCUUGGAUCACCUGAUCUGUGUACUGCCAUCAGGGUGCCGUGUGUGCUGGAUGCUUUUCGGCUCACGUUUACUCACCCACGAAUACUGCAGCUUUGUGUAGGCUGCAAACAAAAUAGCAAUAUUAAACAUCCAUACUGGUCAGAAAAAUGGGGAUGUUUGAGUCUAGAAAGCAGCAUUAAAAUAGCUUUACAAAUUUUCAGGAAGCUUCCUGAUCAGCGGUGCUCAGCACACAGUUCUGGAACAAGGCUAGGAAAACAGAAGACACGUAAACCGUGUGAGAAGCAGGAUAAACUGAGGCCAGCGGUCAGGACAUCACUGUUUGGAUAGACGUCGAUCUCUUUGGCUGUAAAUGUAAACUUUUCUGACUUUCUGAUCAGACCCACAGAUCUUUGAUGAAUGUUAAUGAUGAAAACAAUGUAGAAACUGAUUUUAAGCUUUCAGAUUUUAGUCAGAACAACUACAUAAGAGCUCAGAGACUGGAGCGUGUAAUCCAGAGCAGUUAAGUCACGUUUUAAGUUCCUUUCAGCUUUUCCUCGUGUUUCGGGUCAUUUUCUUUGGUUCGCUGCGUCACAUCAAACAAUCCUGAUUUCCUGAAAUGGUUGCUUAGCAGCUGAAUUUAAAAUGUCAAAGAAUCAAUGUGAGAUAUUUCUAAGCUGUGAUGAACCGCCUCGAGCUGGGUGCUGCAUUAGAACUGAGCUAAGCCAGUAUUUAACGUCACUGUUAGUUUAGCUGUUUACAUCACGUCCGUUCAGACAUCCUGACACAUCCACUCGGUGUCCAAACGUCACUUUCUGUGUAAAUACUUUUUUAAACAGGUUAAAAAGACUCUUUGAUACAUUUUGACCUUGUAUUUGUGAACUGCAGCAGGACUAUGUAGUGUUCUCUAUUCAUUAAAGUACACCAGCCAGAUGUUUUAUACAUCGAUCAUGUGACAAAGUUGUAAACUUAAUUUUCUAAUUAUGCCACAUUGUCAGUGAAGGCAGCGCGGGCUACGAUGCAAAUGUUUCUCAGUCUUUAUGAGAGCGAUCGUGUCAAUAAACAGUAAGGCUCCAGCAA
Messenger RNA from Haplochromis burtoni (Burton's mouthbrooder), 4487 nucleotides. It is a transcript of the gene aldh1l2, whose product is annotated as aldehyde dehydrogenase 1 family, member L2. NCBI's taxonomy places the organism in Eukaryota, Metazoa, Chordata, Actinopteri, Cichliformes, Cichlidae. Gene Ontology annotation, molecular function: aldehyde dehydrogenase (NAD+) activity; formyltetrahydrofolate dehydrogenase activity. Gene Ontology annotation, cellular component: cytoplasm. The transcript has 23 exons. Gene Ontology annotation, biological process: biosynthetic process; 10-formyltetrahydrofolate catabolic process; one-carbon metabolic process. The record is from RefSeq and is a predicted model, not a curated record. Bases 219 to 2990 code for a protein of 923 amino acids.